AUGCUGAGCUCGGUGUCGUCGCUGAAGGGCCUGCUGGAGGGGGGGCCGCGCGUCGACAACUGGGCGUGCUGGCUGCACCACGGGCUGACGUUCGCGGCGCUGCUGCUGUGCUCGGUGGUGGUGUCGGCGCGCCAGUACGUGGGCGACCCCAUCGACUGCCUGUUCCGCGGCGCCGGCGAGCACCGCACGCUCGACGCCUACUGCUGGGUGCAGUCCACCUUCACGUCGGCGCGCGCCCUCGACCCGGACGAGGAGCGGGCUCACCCCGGGGUGGGGCCCGAGGCUCCGGGGGAGCCGAUGCGCCACCACGCCUACUACCGCUGGGUCUGCUACGUGCUGCUCUUCCAGGCCGCCGCCAGCGUCGCGCCGCACUGCCUCUGGAGGGCCUACGAGGGCGGCGCCGCAGCCAGCGCGGCCACCAAAGAGGGCUUGCCUGGCGCUGGCAGGUUGUUGCUGGGACACAGGGGCAAUGGCGCCUUCACCGGCUGGGUCAUCCUCUUCUGCGAGGCUCUCAACUUCGCUGUCGACGUCGGCCAGAUGUUCUUCAUGAACCUCUUCCUGGACGGCGAGUUCUUUCGGCAUGGCUUCGAGGUGUUCCCCGAGUCUGCACUGGGUGAGGAGAGCCGCGAGGACGCACUGGCACGGCUGUUCCCCAGGGUGACCAAGUGCUCCUUCCGCCAGUACGGGCCUUCCGGGGACGUGCAGACCCUGGACGGGCUGUGCGUGCUGCCCAUCAAUGUAUUCAACGAGAAGGUCUACGUGGUGCUCUGGUUCUGGUACUGGGUGCUGGCCUGUAUUGCAGCCGUCAACCUGUUCUACCGGGCCAUCCUCGUAGUGUCCCCAUCAGUUCGUGAGUGGCGCCUCAGAGCUGGCUUCUUGUGCAACACAGACGACGCCAAGUACUUCGCCAGACGGUCGUCGUUCAGCCAGUUCAUGCUGGCCGUGACGCUGGGCAGGCAGCUGGGAGGCCGCGAGGAGUUCAGAGACCUGCUGGCGGAGGUGGUCCGGGACAUGAAGCAGCAAGUGGAGGAGGCGGUGCAGGCCAAGAUGGGGGGCGCGCGAUACAGCGUGGGGCUCCCCGUCCGAGGAUCCUACCGGCUCAACUGCAACGGCACCAAGAAAGCCCACCACGCUGACCAGGCUUCCACUGGUGGUUCUGAGCCCCCUGCUACUUGUGAUAAGCAACUGUACAGUAAAGAGCCUUCUCCUGUUGGGACUUCAGAGCCUCAGGGCUUCAGAGACAGGCUGUUAUCCAGUCACACUCGCGAAUUCCCUAUUCAGUCAGCCUACAAAGUCAGUUGUGACAGUGGCAAGCCAGCUGACCAUGUGGGACAGUCCUCCAAUGGCGGUUCUGAGCCCCCCACUACUGCUAAGAAGAAGCUGUCCAGUAAAGAACCUGCUCCUGGUGGGACUUUAGAGCCACCUAACGACAGGCGUAUCUGCACUUACGCCGUGGAAUACCCUGGUCGAUCGGCCUACCUGGUCAGCUGUGACAGUACCAAAGCAGCUGACCACACAGGUCAAUCAGUCGGUGGAAGUUCCGACCCCCCAGCUGACGGCUCGCAGCAGCAACAAGGUGCCGACCCUGGUCCUGUUGGCAAGUGCUCGAGCAUGGCUUCUGACCAUUCCAGUAACAAGUUGUCUACCAGUCGCAGUCUGGCACAAUGUUCUGCAAGAGGAGCUAGGUCGACCAGUACCGAAUGGCCUUUACCAGGGGGUCGCAUGUUCCCAGAUGAUCCAAAACGGCGCCAGACUUGGGAGGUGCCUCGUGACAAUGACGAUGAUGGCGCCCUCUGCCCCAGUUCGGAUCUCUCACGUAUGGGACUUACUGUGAGGAAGUGCAUAGAGAAGAUCGAGAAGAUCGAGACGUCUUCGUCAGGUCAGGAGAGUCAUGCAGGUCUAAAGGACAAGUCACAGAAGGACCGACUGGAACAAGAUCGUUACUCGAUGCGGGAGCCUCCAGCCGCUAUACGUACAGAACGGGAGACACCGAAAUUCCCAGAUAAUCUGUCCAUCGGAGAUGAUAAGGACAAGGUGUCUUGUGUCUGAAUGCUGUCCAGUAACACCACAGCAAGCGAUUCGCCAGCGGACCUAGAAAAUGUUCCAGCCAACUGGAGAAGAAGAGUCACUCCAGCUACGCACAUGUCCUCACCUGCGAUUCUUCCAGGCAGGAAUAUAAUGCAUUAGCAGCACCAUAUUUGUCUCUGGCGAGUCACCUACGACAACAAACAUACCAGCAGCAUCUGUUAAACUAAGUAUUAGUCAUAAUUCAACGUGUAAGAAAGUAGACGCUAAGCAUCUAGAUAAAUAUAGAAUUUUGUGACGAACCAACCCUACAGGAUAAAAUAAUGUACCAGGUAACAUAUCGAAAGGAAGAUAUUUCGCACCACAAAUUUGUUUACAGUUUGGCAUCCCAUAUGCAGUGUUUAGUUGUCCCUAGCUAGACUCACAGAGCACACUUCAAUAAGGUAUAAUUAACUAUUCUGAAUCUCCGUCGGUGGUAAUUUAACACAUUUCCAACAACAUUUCUUAAUCUGUAAUAUGGGACAAUGGUGUGUUUCUUUCCAGUUUUAACACUAGAGGUUUCAUAACACUUUAUAAUAGCACUGUGCAUUGCUAAACAAUAUUUUAAAGAACAAGGCCUGCCAUGAUUAUUUAUAAAAGAUAGCCUUUGCUGUGGACACACGGAAUGAGCUGUGGUAUGCGCCAUUAAGCACAAAACUGUAUGACUGUUGACGAUAUUACUGUUACAGGCACUAAAAAUUUGAACCACAUUUGUCACUUUAAAUACAUCUAAUCUAUUUCCAUUCCAUCAUGUCAUAAGCUAUGAAAUGCGGUAUUGAUUAAAUAUGAUAUUUUUUUCAUUUUAAAUCCAGCUGUUUCCUAAGAACUAGUGGAAACAUUUAUAUUUAUUGAAGCUUACAAUUGUUCACAUCAAAGACAAAGAAUGAUUUGAAGUACAAUGGAUAGCAGACAUUAAAUAAUUCCAUCAAUAACUGCAAAUACUGACUGCAUUUAUUAUGAAGCAAGUAAUCAGUGAGCUGUCUAAACAGAACUGCAGACUUCUGCGGUAUCAGAAAGACAAGGUAUGUUAAAGCUAAACAGAAAAAGAUUAAAAUCUUAAAAUAAUUUCCAAACUAAAUGAUGUGUAUUACAACAAACACUCAGUGAAUAUAAAAGAGAUUGGUGAUUGCUGACAUAAGGAGGAGCCAGAAAUCCUUCCUGAGGAACUUCAGUUUUCUCUCAUACUCCAGUUUUAUCCCACUCUGCUACAUAUAGACAUUAUAAACAGAGUUCUCAGUAAUCUACUUCAGAUACUGUAUUUCUGUGGCCUCAUCAAACUACUUCAUUUUCCACUGAUCUCUUUGUGUUCACAUUGACUGAUUAUAUGUAUGCCAGUUACUAUAGCUUUAUUGUUAUAAUUUCUGUUCUAUGUCAACAAAUAUAAAAUUUCCUUCUCCUGGCUGAUCCACUGAAAAGGAGAGAAAUUUUCUGCAUAGACAUGUAACUCUUAUCAAUAGAAUUUAGUGCAUAGUUUGUCGAUUUUUCUUGAACGAUUUUUUUCUAUUUGAGGGUAAAUACUACAAAUUCAGGAAUAUGGUCAAAAUGUUAAACUGCAACACUAAGACUUUGUAUAAUGGCAAUGAUGCUAAAAAAAAACAAAAAAAAGCUGUUAGCUGUGUAGUUAUACUCAUCGUAGCAAAUGUGCAAUUGUUCCAGAACCACCUGUGAUUUGCUCUGAUAUGAAGAUAUUUACCCAUAUUUGUUUUUCUAUAAAAUACAAAGUGUUAUAUUUUACGAUUGCAGAUGUUUGUUGUAGAAUCACUAAUAUACAGUAACAUAGAAACGAAGAUCUCUAAAAUUACACUAUCAACACUUUAUCUCAUAGUGAACGUUGAUGAGAGAAAGUAAAGAAAACCGUAACACGCAUUUAAAACAUGAUACAAGAGUUUCUAAGUAUCUGUAGCCUAUGAGACAAGAAAAAAGUUAUCAACAUUUUUAUUUUAUUUUUGAGAUAAUUUCGGUAAUAUAUUUUUGAAAUAAUUUCUAGGAAUGUAUAUCCAGUGUGAUAAGAAAAAAAUAAUUAACAGUUUCUUUAAGUAAGAAUCUUCAAAACAGUGAUACUAAUAGUCUACAAAUAUGUAAGAGUGUAACACAUAUGAUUUUUUUUAUUUACUGAAUAUAGCAAUGGAGAAAAAUGGCACUAUGUGAUGUAACUAAAUGGCUAGUUGCUUUAUAAAUUACUGUUAUAUUUGUUUUAGGACUACAGUUUAUAAAAUAUUUUAAUGAACUUCAGGACUGAGGGAAAUUUCUUCAUGCAUAUGUUCGAUCCCAGUAAAAUAUUACAAAAUUCUGCUUGCAGAUAGUGUAUUACAGAUUCAAGCAUUCUGAAGAGUGUAACUCGAUUUCAUUUACAGCACAAAAAAUAUGAAGUAUGAUUCAAUGAUU
This is a messenger RNA of Schistocerca serialis cubense, 4449 nucleotides long. RefSeq lists its product as uncharacterized. The record is from RefSeq and is a predicted model, not a curated record. Gene Ontology annotation, cellular component: gap junction; plasma membrane. Bases 1 to 2049 code for a protein of 682 amino acids. Gene Ontology annotation, biological process: phototransduction. The transcript has 5 exons. Lineage: Eukaryota; Metazoa; Arthropoda; Insecta; Orthoptera; Acrididae. Gene Ontology annotation, molecular function: gap junction channel activity.